Messenger RNA from Prorocentrum cordatum, 453 nucleotides. The record is from the annotation of a GenBank genome assembly. NCBI's taxonomy places the organism in Eukaryota, Dinophyceae, Prorocentrales, Prorocentraceae.
GCGCGAGGCCUCGCGGAGGGCGGCGCCCGCGCGGGGGGGCGGCGCCCGCGCGCGGGCUUCAGCGCCAUGGGCGGCGGCUCGUCCACGGAGAUUGGCGGUGUGCGGGUCUUCAAGGUGAGUCAGGGGAGCCCCGCUGCCGAGGCCGGCCUGGAGGUAUUCUUCGACUUCAUCCUCGAGGUCAAUGGGGUGAAGAUGGACCCGAACUAUCAGCAAAAGUUUUCAGAAGGCAUCCAGGCAGCAGAGAACUCGAGUGCGAAGCUCCUGGUCUACAACACCCGAGCGCAUACCACCCGAGAGGUAAUCGUGAUGCCCAGAAAGUGGGCUGGCAAAGGCCUGCUAGGGGCCACCGUCCGCUUCGACGUCACGGAGCCCUCGGAGACGAACGGGAUCCGGGUCCUCGAGGUCUUCCCGAACUCGCCGGCGGCGCACGCUGGGCUGGUGCCGUUUCAGGAC